AUGCCGCGUCCAAAGUCUCGGAAACGCCGCAAAUCUCGCGGACUUUGCACUCCAAAGUCGGCAGAAAUUUGCGGGAAAUCCGGGGUGCGCACAGCUGAACGAGUGUUACCGUACACCAUAAAACUACGGUAUUUUUUGAAAAAAAUUUAAAUUUCUCGAGAGAAUAUUUUAAAUUUUUCCAAUUUCUUGGGCAAAUUUUCAACGGUAUUUUUUGAAAAAAUUUAAAUUUCUCGAGAGAAUAUUUGCAAUUUUUCAAAAUUCUUGGGUAAUUUUUCAACGAUAUUUUUUGAAAAAAUUUAAAUUCCUCGAGAUUAUUUGAAAUUUUUCAAAUUUCUUGGGUAAAUUUUCAGAAAAUACCGUAGUUUUAUGGUGUACGGUAACACUCGUUCAGCUGUGCGCACCCCGGACUUCCCGCAAAUUUCUGCCGACUUUGGACUGCAAAAUACGCGAGAUUUGCGGGUUUUCCGAGACUUUGGACGCGGCUUUAUGAAAGGUACUUGAACAUUUUCCAGAUUUGUCAAAAAGAUCUACAUCCUGGGACCGCAACCCAUGUACGGUCUGAGUUUCCUCAACCGCUUUCUGCAUUUGAUCACCAGCAAACCCGACGAGCUCGAAUCCCUUCAUCUUGAUAAAAAACGGACAGACAUCGGGAUAAAGCAUGCCAGGAAACGAUUCGUACUGCUUCAGAACACUUGCCGAAAGUGUCGAGUGAGUUCCCCCCAAAAAAAAACACCCAAACAACACUUUUAUUUCUAAUUAAAGGUUUUCGAGGUGAGUCACGUGUUGCUCGAUGCGAAUAAGUACCUGACAUUCGAUCGAGACUCGAUGCUCGCCUACGUCGACAAUACCGUACACUUCACGGCACCCGCCAUCCGAAAGUUCGAGCCGGUUUUUGAGGAAAUUGUAAAGGAUGUCAUGCAUAGCUUGUGA
This is a messenger RNA of Caenorhabditis sp. 36 PRJEB53466, 930 nucleotides long. The record is from the annotation of a GenBank genome assembly. NCBI's taxonomy places the organism in Eukaryota, Metazoa, Nematoda, Chromadorea, Rhabditida, Rhabditidae.